Myiozetetes cayanensis is the source of this 384-nucleotide messenger RNA. Its product is annotated as protein S100-A9-like. Lineage: Eukaryota; Metazoa; Chordata; Aves; Passeriformes; Tyrannidae. The transcript has 2 exons. The record is from RefSeq and is a predicted model, not a curated record. Gene Ontology annotation, molecular function: transition metal ion binding; calcium ion binding. Bases 1 to 384 code for a protein of 127 amino acids.
AUGAAAACCGACCUGGAGCUCGCCCUGGAGUGCGCUGUCAACAUCUACCACCAGUACGCCGUGCGGUACCCCAUCGACGACUACCUGAGCAAGGGAGAGUUCUCCCAGCUGCUCAAGGAGACUGCCCAGCCCUUCCUGCACAACACCAAGCCGCCCAAGGCGAGCACCGACGAGUACAUCGCCCAGCUCUUCGCCAAGGCCGACGGCAACCGCGACGGGCGCCUCAAGUUCACCGAGUUCCUCACCACCCUCAGCCUGGUGGCCAUCGAUGCCCACAACAGGUCCCACCAGGGCCCUGGUGGGGACCACGGGCAUGGCCAUGGGCACGACCACGGGCACGGCCACGACCACGGGCACGACCACGGCCGCCGUCCCCGCAACUGA